CCAAUAAAUGCCGCAUGACGCACAUGGUCUCUCUCUCUCUCUCUCUCUCAAACUCCAUAGUCGCUCCAUUUUCAAGCUCUGAUCUCUUCUUCUCUACUCUGAAUCUCAUUCUCUUCGACUUUUCAACCCAAAGAGAAACGGGGAAUUUUUUGUUAACGAUCCAUUUUCUCUACAAGGUUCGGGAGAGAAGAGACGAGAAGAAUCUUUCCGGCCUCAAUGCCACGUGGCCUGACACUUCCGACACCAAGACAAGAAUGACCGGCUGCUUCAGCUUGACAGAGUCACGGAACUGGUGCUACCGGUCCGCCUUCCGGAGGGCGGGUCUCCAGUCGGCCAUCACGGACCUGCAAGAUGGGACCGUCAUGCACUGCUGGGUCCCCAAGGAUCGGGUCGGCUCGAGGCCCGAUCUGUUACUCAUCCACGGUCUCGGCGCCAACGCGCUGUGGCAGUGGGGCGAUGUCGUGGGCCGGUUCGCCGGCCACUUCAACGUCUACGUUCCGGACCUCCUCUUCUUCGGCUACUCCUUCACGGCCCGACCGGAGCGGUGCGAGUCGUUCCAUGCUCAGUGCAUCAUGCGGGUCAUGGAGGCCCACUCGGUGAGGAGGAUGAGCGUGGUGGGGCUAAGCUACGGUGGGUUCAUCGGGUACAGCAUCGCGGCACAGUACCCUGCGGCAGUGGAGAGUCUGGUAAUAUGCUGCGCGGCCGUGUGCAUGGAGGAGAAGGACCUGAAGGACGGCGUCUUCAGGAUCUCUGACCUCGAGGAGGCGGCGGAGAUUCUCGUCCCCCAGACCCCUGACCGCCUUCGGGAACUCAUGGGCUUCACCCUUUACCGGGGACCGCCUCUCCGCCUCAUCCCUUCUUGCAUUCUCAACGACUUCAUUCAUGCAAUGUGUGCCGAUUACGUGGAGGAGAAGAGGGAUCUGAUCAGAGCCAUCCCCAGAGGUCGCAAAAUAUCGGAACUUCCAAAGAUUACUCAGCCCACGUUGAUCAUAUGGGGGGAGCAUGACCAAGUCUUCCCACUAGACUUGGGUCACAGACUCAAAAGGCAUAUAGGGGACAAUGCGGAGCUAGUGGUCGUCAAGGAUGCAGGACACGCCUUCAACGUCCAGAAGCCCAAAGAGUUCUACAUGCACUUAAAGCACUUUCUUAUUGAUCGCCCAUCUCUUCCACAACACAAUCACCAAAAACCUUGACUAGUAAUAAUCUUCAGAAAUAUUUUUGCACUUAUCGAUUCGUUGAAAUAAUUGCUCAAUAAAUGAUGAACAUUUUACAAAUGUGUAUGCUAUUUCAUUAAAUGGCAAUUCUCAAAUUGACCGAGUA
Molecule: messenger RNA, 1320 nt
Organism: Punica granatum (pomegranate)
Lineage: Eukaryota; Viridiplantae; Streptophyta; Magnoliopsida; Myrtales; Lythraceae
Source: RefSeq, a predicted model, not a curated record